UAGUUAGCCAUCCAGAAACGUAGAGCGUUACACACAGAAAUGUUCCUCCAGAUUGUGACUACGUUAGCCCUGCUGCUUGCCAUCGCAAAUGGCGCAGCGAUACCCUCAGGACUAGAGCAAAAGUCCACGCCGGAUGGCAGGAUAGUGGGUGGCACAGCGACAUCAAUUGAGGAUCAUCCAUGGCAGGUUUCAGUGCAAAAGUCAGGAGGACACUCUUGCGGUGGCUCCAUCAUCAGCAACAACAUCAUUGUGACCGCCGCCCAUUGCCUGCAGCCCCCAGUCACAGCUUCCAUUCUCAAAAUUAGAGCCGGGUCCAACAAGCGAACCUAUGGCGGCGUUUUGAUCGAAGUGGCUGCUUUCAAGGUGCACGAGGGUUACAACUCUGUGACAAAAGUCAACGACAUUGGAGUGCUGCGCCUCAAGACGAAGCUGACCUUUGGUUCCACCAUCAAGGCCAUCACUAUGGCCACUGCCACUCCUGCCCAUGGUUCCGCAGCCAGCAUUACUGGCUGGGGAAAAACCUCCCACGACGGCAGUUCCUCCUCGGAGCUGCUCUUUAUCGACACCAAGAUCGUGGGGCGCUCGCAGUGCAGCAGUUCCACCUACGGAUAUGGAUCUUCCAUACGGGAGACAAUGAUCUGUGCGGCGGCAGCCAAUAAGGAUGCCUGCCAGGGCGAUUCCGGUGGUCCUCUAGUAUCUGGAGGCCAACUCGUGGGCGUUGUCUCCUGGGGAGAACAAUGCGCCCUUGCCAGGUAUCCUGGUGUCUUUGCCAACGUGGCCGAGCUGCGCGAUUGGGUGCUGCAGGCCCAGAAGACCGUCUAGCUUAAGUCAAGUGCAAAAGCAAUAAAAAGCAACUCAUAGUCGUAAAUGC
Drosophila serrata is the source of this 871-nucleotide messenger RNA. RefSeq names its product serine protease 8 (gene Ser8). Gene Ontology annotation, molecular function: serine-type endopeptidase activity. The record is from RefSeq and is a predicted model, not a curated record. Gene Ontology annotation, biological process: proteolysis. NCBI's taxonomy places the organism in Eukaryota, Metazoa, Arthropoda, Insecta, Diptera, Drosophilidae.